This is a messenger RNA of Esox lucius (northern pike), 2820 nucleotides long. It is a transcript of the gene ptcd1, whose product is annotated as pentatricopeptide repeat domain 1. The coding region runs from base 462 to 2675 and encodes 737 amino acids. Gene Ontology annotation, biological process: tRNA 3'-end processing. The record is from RefSeq and is a predicted model, not a curated record. Gene Ontology annotation, cellular component: mitochondrial matrix. NCBI's taxonomy places the organism in Eukaryota, Metazoa, Chordata, Actinopteri, Esociformes, Esocidae. The transcript is spliced from 8 exons. Gene Ontology annotation, molecular function: tRNA binding; protein binding.
GUAAUCUAUUACCGAUAUAUCAUCAGAUUGGUUAAAACCAAUAUAAGUAUGUGCAGACAUGUAUUGUCACGGAACAUGUAAAAUAAAUAUGUGGUGGUCUUAACAACAACGUUAAAAUACUUCUGUUGUUACCAUCUUACAGGACUUGGCUCGGAAAUCAACCUCUCUUGUCUAGUAAAAAUAAACGGACAACGCGUGUUUUCCCUGCAUGUAUGUUGGCAUGCUAAAAGACACCAGAUUGGUUCGUAUCAAAAUAUUGGACUAGGAUAGAUUAAGGUUUUACAGUAUGUGCUAACUGUGAGCUAAACUAGGAGUUAUCUAAUUAGUAGACACAUUGCAGUUGGGUCGUUAAUAUGUGAGUCUAACGCUACUUUAGUAGGACCAAAGUCUUCAAUAAGCUAGUUAGCUGACUCUUGCUAGCCAGUUUAAUUGCAUCACUGUAGUGUUAGUAGCUAGCAACGAUGUUGUGUGUUUUUCGGUCGUGUGUGAGGAACGGUAGAAUUUUUGUAGCCUGCAGGGUCAGAUAUGGCUCUAACUUUACAAAGACAACACGACCUCUGUCGACCUUAAGCUCUGGUAACACCUCGAGAGCUCCCUGUUCCUUUGCGGUUCAUCCGGUAACGGGCAUCAGUCGGAGAGUCUUCUCUGAGUCUGUGACAGUAAAGUCCGUGAGUUCUAGAAGACCCAGAUGUGCUCCAGAGCCACGGGUUUCUUCCCACCCUGGCGAAUUUGGGAGUGACACGGGUGGGGAGGAUUUCGGCUCCCUGUCCGCUGAUUUAUCCUCUAGACUGGUUUUCCGGAAGACCACUCCGGGGCUGCAAGAGAUGGGGUACCGUGAGGAAGGCCAGGAGGAGAGCGACUUUGAAGAAUUCAAAUCUCGGACCGGUCGCAGAAACACACCGUAUUGGUACUUCCUCCAGUGUAAACGGCUUAUCAGAGAAAGCAAGCUGUCGGAGGCUCUGUCAAUGUUCCAGUGUGAGAUGUUGAAGGGAGAAAGACUCCGCCCAGAGGAGUUUAACUACACUGUUCUGAUUGGAGGCUGUGGACGCGCUGGGCAACUCAAACAAGCCUUCAAACUCUACAACGACAUGAAGAAGAGAGGCUUGGUCCCCAGCGAUGCCACAUACACUGCCCUGUUUAACGCCUGUGCCGAGACGCCAUGGAAACAGGCCGGGCUGCAGCAAGCCAUCCGAUUAGAGCAGGAGUUACGGAGGAAGAACCACCCCCUCAGUGACAUCACAUACCACGCCCUCCUGAAGACUCACGCCUUAAACAACCACCUGCGAGCUUGUCUACAUACACUAAGGGACAUGCUGCAGGCUGGUCAUGCUGUAACCCAGGAGACGUUCCACUAUCUGUUGAUGGGAUGUGUGAAGGACAGAGACACUGGCUUCAGACAAGCCCUACAGGUGUAUCGUCAGAUGGUGAGGCUGGGGAUUCGUCCUGACCUCCAGAAUUACAACCUGUUGCUCCGUGCUGCUAGGGAUUGUGGGAUAGGUGACACCAUCGAGGCCUCUGCCCUUUUGUUGACCUCUGACCCAAGCCAGGAAAGUCAGGGAUUAAAGGUCAGGGGCCAGGGGUCAACUCCACUGGACAUCGACGCACUGGAAAGUCAGCUGUUCACCCAACACCCUGACAACAAUACCACUAACCCUAGAAACAUCCCUGGUCACCAUGGAAAUGAAAGCAGUACAUACUUGAGUCACUUUAUCAAUGACCCAAGUCACCAUAGCAACCUGGAAUGUAGUGCAGUUGUCCCAGUAACAACCAAACCAGUGUUGGCGGGGCAAAAACAAGUACCAGAGGCUUCCAUUGGCUCUCUCCCCUGUCUGUCAGCAGCCAGUGCCCACCACCCCAACCUGCUGGACCUGGUAGUGGACAGGGCUGGUGUGAAGGGUGUGAUUUCACUGGGGGCAGUGAGCGGACCAUCUGAUAGGCUGGCUCUGAUGGGGGGGGCCCAGGGCUUCCUGGACAAGAUGGCUGCCGCGGGACUAUCCCCAGACAUUAGGACCCUCACCCUGUUAGCGGACACGAUGGAGCCUGGCAGCCAAUCCCUGCACUUUCUUCUGGCGGUUGCUGAGCAACACAGUGUGAAGCUGGACACAGCUUUCUACAACAGUGUGAUCCGCAGAGCCGCGCGUGGUGGAGCCAUGCAGGAAGCCAAGGCGGUGCUAAGCGUGAUGAAGGACAGGUGUGUGCGUGUUGACGUCCAGACGUAUGGCAGUCUGGCCCUCGGCUGCAACAGAAAGACAGAUGGACUCCAACUGCUGUGUGACAUGCAGGCAGACCAGGUGCAGCCUAGUGUCCAUGUUUUUUCUGCACUGAUUGGCUGUGCUGCUAGGCGACUGGACUAUGUUUACCUGAGGGAGGUACUUAAAGCAAUGACAGAACACAACGUUCCCGUUAAUGACAUCAUUAUCACCCAGCUAGAACACGCCUGUCAAUACCCACCCAAUUACAACCAGUAUAAAUCUAGGAACACCUACCUAUCUCAGAUUGAUGGUUUCCGUGGGUUCUACAAUCAGUGGCUGAUCACCAUGCCAGCCCAAGAGACAAGAGGACCAGAGAGAGACCACCCUGAAAGAGGACUUGAGAGAGACAAUGCUAUGGAAACCAAACAAAAUGAUGGACAUCAACACACAGUAGCAAGGAGAUACCGAAAGCAGCACAGCUGAACACACACAGUAACAAACCUACACAGAUACAAACAAGGGAACAUACACUCACUUAAAAACAGAGUAACAAACUAGAAGCAUUGUGUAAAUAUGUCUGACAAAUUGUAAAAAGUGAUUAUCGAAUAAAUGGUAAAAUAUCUGCUAA